AUGGAGCGAUUUAGAGAAAGAGUUGUGGAGAGUUUGGGAGAGAUGAGAGAUGUAAUAAACGGCCAGUCUCGAACUCGUUGCCCUUCACUCUUGGCCAGUGCCGCACCCCCGCUGCUGGGAGGCGCCUGGUGGCAAGGACGGGGACUGUGGAAAGGGGCCCCCUGCAGCUCCAAACCAUCCUCCCCGGUAGAGAGAAGGUGCGAGAAGAAGGCUCAAGCGGAAUCAGGACUGGAGGGGCGCGGGGACGGGGCUGCUAGAGGGGCGGAGCCGAAGGCGCUUGAAGGGCAGAGGCGAAGGCCAAGUAUAAUAGUUCGCGAAGGCGGCGGCGCUGGGCACUGUCGCCCGGCCGGUGGCCGAUCUUCCCCUCAGGAAGCUGCCGUCCCGGCCCCUUUUUCCUCCCCCUCCUCUUUCUCCUCCCCCUCCUCUUCUUCCUACACCGCCUGCGCAGCGGCGGCGGCGGUGAUCGCGCCCGCCUCCCCCGCCACGUCCAUCCCUGCCUGCUCGCCCGCCCGUGACUGUGGCGUCGGCGGCGGCGGCGGUGGCGGCUCCACUAUGGCGGCGGCGGGGAGGGGGGAGAGUAGUUUUAAAGUAGACACCCGCCCUUGCCUCAGAGAAGAUAUUUCUUGGAAUGAACGAAAAAAUGCUGAACUUUUUACAAAUAGAUUUUGUAAUGUUUGUGGAGUAAGACUGCGGUUUGAAUCACAAAGGAUUUCACAUUAUGAGAGUAAAAUCCAUGCUCAGAACAUCAGGUUUUAUUUUCAAAAGUAUGGAGAACAAAAAGAACUGCCUGGUAAGAAAAUGAAGAAGUUCAUUUGGAAUUUUCAGGCACGUAGGAAUGAAGGCUUAGAGGGAAACAAAUUUUGUGAUCUCUGCAACAUGAGUUUUAGCUCCCCAGUUGUUGCUCAGUCUCAUUAUAUGGGAAAAUUCCAUGGUAAAAAUGUAAAGCAAUCAAUGCAACAGCAGCAUCAGGUAACUCCACAAUAUCAACAAUGCAAAGCAGGUAUACCUAUUACUACUUCUGCAGAGUCAAGUUUUCCGAAGUCCUCUGCUGUCAAGCCUCCUGAAACAUUUAUUAUGAGAAACUACGUUUGUCAGAUUUGUCGUAUUACCUUUACAUCUUUAGAAACGUUCCGAUACCAUAUGCAAGAAAUUGAACAUCACAUUAAAGAAUCUGUUUUUAUCAAUCUAGCUAAGAAUUCCAACAAGACAAAAAGCUAUUACCAGGAUAGGUUUUCAGAUUACAGAAAAAUGCAGAAAGCAAGAAGAUCAGAGCCCAGGAUUUCCAGAAUGAUGGAAGAGAAGUCUUUGGAAAGCCAUAGAUACAGAGAAGUGGUUGAUUCCAGAUCCAGAUAUAGAGUGUCUAGACCAAGAUUUCCAUGUCACACUUUUAAGGUAUGCCCAAGACCAUACAAUAUUUCACAAACAUCAGAAAACAAGCUGUCUCAUCGCAUACCAGAUACUUCAGAGAAGACAUCUGACUCUUUUCAAGAUGAACUUGAAGAUUACAUCAAACAGCAGAAAGCCAGAGGUCUAGAUCCAAACAUUCAUUUCAGAAAGGUAAAAGAAAUCUCUAAAGAAACACGAAGUUAUAGAGAAAUGGAUUCUGGAUACAGACAAAGAACAUUUGAUAAAAAUUCUUCAUUUGAUACUUUACAUACUUACCAACAACCAUAUAAUAGUUUUCCAGUGGAAAAGAAGUUACCUUACUGGCAACCAAGUCAUUCAAAGAGAUCAUCUGAUUCUUUCCAAGAUGAACUUGAAGAUUAUAUCGAAGUGCAGAGAGCCAGAGGACUAGAGCCAAAGACUUGUUUUAGAAGGAUAAGUGAAAGCCCAAUGACAGUCCGUAAUAACAGAGAAAAUGUUAGUUACAUAUUUAGAAAUACAAUGGUUGAACAAAAACUCCCUUUUGGGACUUUUCAGUCAUGUCCAAGAUCAUACAAUGUUUCACAAAUAGUGAAGAAACAGUUACCUCCUCAGUGCUUACCAGCUCAUGAUAGCAGACAAAGCCUAGACUCUUUGAAUUAUUAUCAAUCUACCAGAGACUAUUUCUCAGAAAAUGUGGCAUCUCUGAGCCUUAGUGAGCGAAAAACUAACUCUGGCUCCAAAAGUGUAGAAUAUGAAGUUGACAAACAUGUUUCCUCGGAAAUAAAUACUAGUGAACAUCAAGUAGGACAUAAAAGGAAACAUCAGAAGAGAAGUCACCAUGAAGAAUACAAAGAAAAGUCAGAGAAGGAACAAUCUAAGUAUAAAAGAAAAAAGGAUAAUGAGGAUAUGGAUCAACACAGGAUCAAGAGCAUACAACAAAGGGAAAAAGAGGGAGAUAAAAUUCCCUCAGGAAAAUCUAAGUAUCGAAAGAAGAAAAAGAAGCACCAUGUACACUCUGAGAAAGAAGAAUGCAAACACAGGAAAAAUAAAAAGAAAUCUGUUGAAGUAAAGUCAGAAGAGGAAAUGCUUUGGGAUGAGUCUAUUCUUGGAUUAACUUUAGGUUCAAAAGAUGAAGAAAUGAAAUAAGAAUAUGGCAUCAGGCUAAAACAGAAACAUCAGUGAAGAAAAGAAGAGGUAGGUAUUUAGUAAGAUAAGGUGAAGUUGGUGUAAAAAUUUAAAUUAAGUUGAAAGAAGAAACAAUCCUAAACUUACCCUCUAA
Messenger RNA from Sorex fumeus (smoky shrew), 2644 nucleotides. It is a transcript of the gene ZMAT1, whose product is annotated as zinc finger matrin-type 1. Gene Ontology annotation, molecular function: zinc ion binding; nucleic acid binding. The record is from RefSeq and is a predicted model, not a curated record. The coding region runs from base 1 to 2511 and encodes 836 amino acids. NCBI's taxonomy places the organism in Eukaryota, Metazoa, Chordata, Mammalia, Eulipotyphla, Soricidae. The transcript has 8 exons.